GCAAUCCUCCUUCCUUGUACGGCAUGAAGCACCGUAGCGACUUUCCACUGGCUCGACUGGCAGCGCCGAUUCUGGAGGCCGGGGGGGGGGAAGGCGCGAGCCGUUUUGUCUGUUUCGCAAGCACGCAAGCCCUUAUCAUGGACAAAGUCGCCUUUUCACCGACAAUCAGUCGACUGGUCUUCGGGCCUGUCCCACCCAACUGAGGCAAGAUUGACAAAUCACACACCAGACAGCCGGGAACCACUUGCCGUGUAU
This is a messenger RNA of Neurospora tetrasperma FGSC 2508, 255 nucleotides long. RefSeq lists its product as uncharacterized. The transcript has a single exon. NCBI's taxonomy places the organism in Eukaryota, Fungi, Ascomycota, Sordariomycetes, Sordariales, Sordariaceae. The coding region runs from base 24 to 203 and encodes 59 amino acids. The record is from RefSeq and is a predicted model, not a curated record.